ACGAUAAUGUUUGUGAUAUCAACGAAUCAAUGGCGAUCAUUCUGCCAACGGUCUACUGACUAAAAUGUUAUUUCAGAAACGAAUUCCACUGACAUUCCGUAGAAUCAAAGAUGUAAGAUGGUCGACUAAAGAUAAAUUAGAACAAUAUCGUGGGAUCCUUAAAUUACAUGCACGUGAAAAGAAGAUAAGGCUGCAAGAUGCUACAAAACUAAAGAAAAAGAUAUCAUGGCAAUUAAAUACGUACAAACGAGAUGUAAACAAUUAUCAUCAAAUUGUUAACGAGAUAACGAAAGGAAUUCCAAAAGGUCAUGUGCGUGGUUUAUUGCAAAGUCGUAAAAAUUUACGAUUAAAAUGCCGAGGCCGAAAAGUAGAACACAUUUGUGAAUCUAUUUACGAGGAAAAUCAUAGGAAACGCUGUCAAUUAGAUAAGCUUCGUUACGAGAAGAAACAAAAGAUGAAACGAUGUUUCGAACUACAAGUAGAACACGCAGAGCUGAGCAAUAUUUACGAAGAACAAAAAGACGUGCCAUGGACUCGAGCGCAACAAAGAUUGGUGUCGCGAUAUCAAAAAUCUGUUGCGAGACAAAAUGCAGCAAAGGCGAUAAAUUUAACGUAUGCUUACAUACUUGAAAUCUUAAAAAAGGAUGCGGUAUAUCACGAAAUUUUGUUGGAUAGCUUGAAACAAGAUCGUAUAAGUCAAUGUAAAGUGAUACUUCGAACAACGAUAAUGGGUCAACUUGCAACCGAAGAGACAAAUGACAUCGAAUCAAAGUAUAAACGUGUAGCUCGAAACGUUUGGAAUAACAUGAAGGAGAAAGAACGUAUGCUAGAGAUCGUACGUGAACAAGUAGAGGACUUGUGGUCGUACGCGCAGUCCCUCAUACGAACCGAAAGCGAGGGGAUAUUAACUACAGAAAUUAUACGCUCUGGAACCACAUCGAAUAAAGUGUUAGAAAAGCAAAUAAGCUAUUUGGAAGGAAUAUUCGAUAAAAUCAAGGAUUCAUUGUUGGUCCAUUCUUAUCGAGAAUUGCUUUCAAGGUUGGAAGAACAAAUGAAACAACGAACACGACUGUUGGAACAAUUUGAUCGGAACGUGAAAGAGCGUGAUUCGUUGUUAAGUAAGAAAAAUGAGGCAUUGUCCACUCUGUCUAAUUUCGAGCACGCCCUUGUAGCCACUAUUGAGGAAUAUAACGCGGAUAAAAAUAUCUUGCUGGAACAGAUCGCGAUGCAAAAAAAGCGUGAACUUGAGCGAAAAAAUUCAAAAAAGGAACGCGGUGAAUUACUGAUGGACAUAAGAGCGGCUUUGCAGAAUAUGGUAGCGAUGUUGAUUUGUGUUAAAAGAGGUAAUAAAGUACCAGCGAGAAAGCCAACGGAAGAAUUUGAUAAACGAUUCGAUAUACCAAUGAUAGAAAAGAUGGAGACAGAAGGUUUAGCAUUAUUGUCCACUGUUAGUCGAAAAGUAGGGGCACUAUUCGGAAUGAGCAAUUUCGAACUGGACAAAGACAGAGAAGAGAGAGCAAAAGACUUGUACCAAACUUACGUUUCCAAUUAUCGUUCAAAGAUCAAGUUCAAAGAUGCGGAAGUGGAACCAACGGGUCUCAUCGUCGAGCAUCAAGCAAUUGAUACAUCAGUGCCAACGCGGGCAGAGAUUAAAUUAAGGAGUAAACAAGCUGUGGAAGCUUAUUUAAGACUGGAGUGAUGCCAUUCUUCUCAUUCCAUUCCGAGAUA
Bombus pyrosoma is the source of this 1728-nucleotide messenger RNA. Its product is annotated as synaptonemal complex protein 1. The record is from RefSeq and is a predicted model, not a curated record. Gene Ontology annotation, biological process: outer dynein arm assembly; cilium movement. Bases 65 to 1699 code for a protein of 544 amino acids. The transcript is spliced from 10 exons. Gene Ontology annotation, cellular component: cilium. NCBI's taxonomy places the organism in Eukaryota, Metazoa, Arthropoda, Insecta, Hymenoptera, Apidae.